AGAAAGCCAGAGGAGGUAGCGAAGCACUACAUUAGUUGUGGCCAGGACCCAGACUGGAUCCAACAAAAAUGGGUGAACAAGGAAAAAGGUCGUGGUGUAGUUGCUACAAGGGAUAUUACAAGAGGUGAAUUUAUAGCUGAAUAUGAAGGGCAUCUGAUUACAGAAGAACUUGAAAGAAGGGAAGAACAAAUAGAAAGUGUCUUCAGAUAUGAAUUCACCUGGAAAGGAAAGAAACUAUGCCGGAUCAUCUGUUGGUGUACCAACCCUUGGACCUCUUUCUCCUCCUAGAGUCCCACAGACUCCCACUAAGGAACGCCUUGAUCCUCAAAAUUCAUCACGAUGUAAUGAUGGAGCUGGAUCAUCUGGUGGUGUAUCAGCCCUUGGACCUCUUUGUCCUCCUAGGAAAAAUCCUACCCUGGUACCCCUCAAUCGUCAGGAAGAUUCAUCAAGAGAACGGAGGUACACGAGAUGGGAGUCUGGGGAAACGGCUCAACUAAAAGAGUUCUUCAAAGAAUACUUCACAUCAACUCAAACAAAACUUCCAUCAAGAGCAGAAAUUAGAAAAUUCAAAAUGAGAUUUCCAGCCUUCAGACAUGAUGUAAGGACCAUAGCAACCAAGGUCAUGAACGAGGUGCGGAAGACUGAACGACUGACAGAGGAAAGAGUCAAACGACUUGGGAUAAGAUAAUGAGGUGAUGGGCUAACAGGUUAAUCGGGACAUUUAUGGUAACUGUAACACGCAUCUUUUAGGAUAGAUUCAGGAUUGUGCUUAGAAUAAAAUAAACUUACAGUCUUCAUAAAUCCCUUUUGAGUGUUUUCAACAAUCCAAUUAGUGAAGUCUUUCUAUAUGAGCUCACCUGAGCCGAAGGCUUAUAACUGCACAGAUGCUCGUCCCUGCAAAAACUGUCGCCUCAUGGGCAACAGAGCAUGCGGAUAGUGAUUAAUCAUCUAAAUAUUAGCUGUGGGGUCAUGCUUGUUAUCAAUUAUUUUAUGGUACUUUGAUGAAUUGUGUUAGGGUCCCUUACAAUCAAGUGGGUGGAGCAUUGGAGGAGUACCCUCUCAUGAUCGAGCUAUGAGGAUUUUAAAUAAAAUAAUGCAUGCAAACAUAUUUUUGAAAUGUGAUUCAGGCAAUUGCAGGGGCAGAGGUAGUUGAUGUCAGAUUUGCUGGCAGGAUUAAGAGUACAUAGGGCCCACAGGGCAACAGUUUGUUCAGGGGUGACCAUUUGGUAGGCAAGUCAGAGGAUCUCUCAAUCAAAUUUAUUGAUAAAAUACUACUAGAGGCAUAGGAUUGAAAGUUGCUCAAUUGAAGCAUGUGGUAAUUACUAAUUUGCAAUUACAUAUGACAAUUGCAUGACAUCAGGUGAGCACCAGGCCCCCUGGGGCUCUUAUCAUUUAUCCCUAACUGCCCUCCUCCAUAGUUUUGGCGAUUGCAUCGCGACCGCUACCAAUUUCAGAUUCUCGCUU
Molecule: messenger RNA, 1464 nt
Organism: Lytechinus variegatus (green sea urchin)
Lineage: Eukaryota; Metazoa; Echinodermata; Echinoidea; Temnopleuroida; Toxopneustidae
Exons: 6
Coding region: 209-688 (159 amino acids)
Source: RefSeq, a predicted model, not a curated record